AGACGAAUUACUCGAAUCUACUCCAUUUUCAUUCUCCUUCACCGCCACAUAAUAUCCCUACCCUCUUUCCAUUUUUCUAUUAUUUUCAUUUCAUUUCAUUUUUUUAUUCAUUUCUCAUCACAAUUUAUUAUAAACAUAUAUAUAAACCUAUCCUCUACCCUCUCUUCUUCUUUUUCAUUUUCAACCAACACAUUCGCCACCACACUUCCAUUCUCUCUCUCUCUCUCUCUCUCUCUCUCUCUCUCACACACACACACACACACACAACAAAUUCUCUUCUCUUCUGAGUUUUCUCUCUCUCUGCAAAACGAUGAUGCUCAACGACGAAUGGAUGAGAGCGGCGAUGAAAGAUGACACGGUGGUCGUCGAGCUUCUGUUACGGCUGAAGCAGCCUGUUGAGACCAAAUCUCGUGGUUUAUCGUUCUCCUGGGGACACAAACAACGGCGUUCAAGAUCGAGGACAACCGCUUCCGUUUCUCGCUGCGACCGUGCUGUUUCAACUAGAUGCAGUCCUACCACUCCUCUCUCUUGGAGCGGUGGCGCUUCUCCGUCUGUCACCGCCGAAGGUUAUGAAGAUUCAAGCCGUUACAACCACGCUGCUAGAUCCAAGGCUACUGCUACAAGUGGAUACACUAGCAACUCUGCCUCUACCAAAAGGUGCAAAAGAAAAAAGUCUUUUGCAGAAUUGAAGGAAGAGGAGACCACCCUGCUAAAGGAAAGGAUACAUUUAGAAAGGGAGAUAGCAACUAGAAAUGCAAAUUUUGAGGUGAUGAGAACUACAAAUGAAAGUUUGAAGAGGAUGAAGCUUGGUUUCGGAUCAAAAUCUCAUAGCAAGCCAAGUUGUUCAACAUCCGUUGAACUGCGGGGUACGCUUGCUGGUCAACCCCACCGGAGAAUAGUACCUUCUGAGGUCCUCACAUGUGCCACUCAAGAUGAUACUCAUUCACAAGCAUCAGAGUCUAGGCCAAACAGGAUUGAGUCUACUGGAGAAAGUGUUUUCAUGAUACCAGACCUAAAUAUGAUGCCAUCUGAUGAUUGUAUGAGUUGAGAUAGACCUACUUUGUUCAAGACUUUUGGAACAAUUACUCUGAGCAAUGUACAGGUCGAUAGAGAGCAUUUUGAAGACUCCAUCCAAUAGAAUCCAGUGGCCAUGAGAAACAUUGCUUGAUACAACUACAAUUCUCUUGAAGGGAAAACAAGUGAAUGGUAAAAAGGGAAAUUUUCUUGGGUAGUGCUAGCCAUAAAAGGCUGUAGAGUAGAGAUACUAUACUACUAGAGUAGCAGGUUCUUCCGAUUCAUGUAAGAUAAGUACCAAUGUACCAUUCUUUUGUUGGUUAAAUCUUUUGGAUUUCUUUAAGAUGUCUUCAAAGUUAUUUACAAAUUGCAACUUUGAAUGAUCGCACUUCACUCUGCAAAUUCAUGUGUCUUGUCCUUCGUUAUAUAGGAUGUUUCAUUUGUUUGAGAGUGUUAA
Medicago truncatula (barrel medic) is the source of this 1471-nucleotide messenger RNA. RefSeq lists its product as uncharacterized. The record is from RefSeq and is a predicted model, not a curated record. The coding region runs from base 311 to 1048 and encodes 245 amino acids. NCBI's taxonomy places the organism in Eukaryota, Viridiplantae, Streptophyta, Magnoliopsida, Fabales, Fabaceae. The transcript has 5 exons.